AUGACGCCGAGGUCCUCGCGACGCGCGCGGUUCCGCGGCGUCCUCGCGUGCGUCCUCGCGCUCGUCGUCGUCGUCGCGACCGCGGCCGCGUUCGCGCGGUCGGGAGGCGCGGCUCGAUUUUUCUCGUAUCCGCCGUCCUCCUCCUCCUCCUCCUCCUCCUCCUCCUCCUCCUCGAUCAAACGCCCGCUGAUCGUGAUGAUCACGCCGACGUACGCGCGCGCUUCGGCCGCGUCGCCGCCGCAGGCGAACGCGCUCCUUCGCCUUCGGAGCGCGAUGUGCGCGGGUCGACGCCACCGCUUCGUGUGGGUCCUCGUCUCGAGCGAGGUGCGUUCUAUACACUGGUUCCCAUACGAUCGCGUCGGCGUGGUGAACGCCGUUUCUUAA
Messenger RNA from Micromonas pusilla CCMP1545, 384 nucleotides. RefSeq lists its product as uncharacterized. Bases 1 to 384 code for a protein of 127 amino acids. The transcript has a single exon. The record is from RefSeq and is a predicted model, not a curated record. NCBI's taxonomy places the organism in Eukaryota, Viridiplantae, Chlorophyta, Mamiellophyceae, Mamiellales, Mamiellaceae.